CGAUUAUCUAUUGAAAGCGUGGUUUGGCAUGAAACGUAAUACUACUACUAGCUUUUAAAAUGAAUUGAAAUGAAGUCGUCGUCUUCUUCCUCUCCUUCUUCUUCUUCUUCUUCUUCGUCGUCGUCGUCGUCGUCGUCGUUAACCAAACUGUUGUUGAAGCCAUUGGUUCUUCUCACAUUCACCGUUAUCUUCGCCGUAGCUGUUGUUCGCCUAAUUUCUUCCGACCCGAACCCGUAUAGAAUAGGAAAAAACCCUGCCCGGAUCAUGUCUCGAACCUUCAUUCUGUGGCUUCAUGGAUUGGGCGAUUCGGGCCCUGCAAAUGAACCCAUCAAAACCCUCUUCACUUCCCCUCAGUUCCAGAACGCCGUUUGGUCUUUCCCUUCUGCCCCUUUCAAUCCGGUCACUUGUAAUUAUGGUCAUGUGAUGCCUUCAUGGUUUGACAUUCAUGAGAUUCCAGUGGCAGCUGAUUCUCCUAAAGAUGAAAGUGGUGUCCUUAAAGCUGUGCAGAAUGUUCAUGCCAUGAUAGACAAGGAGAUUGCUAAUGGAACAGAUCCAAACAAUGUGUUUGUAUGUGGAUUUAGUCAAGGAGGUGCCUUGACGCUGGCAAGUGUUUUGCUUUAUCCAAGAACUCUUGGAGGAGGUGCUGUCUUCAGUGGAUGGGUUCCGUUUAAUUCUUCUUCUAUAACUGAACAAAUCAAACCCGAAGCCAAAAAGACACCACUGUUAUGGUCACAUGGUAUGGAUGACAGAACAGUACUUUUUGAAGCUGGGCAAGCUGGUCCACCGUUCCUUGAGAAAGUGGGAGUAAGCUGUGAAUUCAAGGCUUAUCCUGGUCUAGGUCACUCAAUAACAAGUGAGGAGCUACUUCACCUUGAAUCAUGGAUCAAAACUCGGCUGCAGAGCUCUUCCUGAAACCCCUCAGGUUUGAUGAUCCACUUUACCAUCUAAACACCAUCGGAAGGGAUUUUAGAUCAUAUCGGAUUGUGGUGUAUACAAAAUGACUGUUAAGAUUAUCACAGCAUAAAUAGAAUGAAUCAAACUCUUAGAAUUUGAAGCACAAUCAACUAUGUGCAAACAGUAGUGCUUAUCCAUGUGAACUCAUGCAUAUAUGUUUGUAUGAUAAAUUGAAAUGUUGAUCCUAGUUCAUCCUUAAUCGUUUUGUGCUGCGUCAUUGCCAGGCAAAGUAGAUGAGCUGGAC
Messenger RNA from Oldenlandia corymbosa var. corymbosa, 1198 nucleotides. NCBI's taxonomy places the organism in Eukaryota, Viridiplantae, Streptophyta, Magnoliopsida, Gentianales, Rubiaceae. The record is from the annotation of a GenBank genome assembly.